GCAAGAGGUAAGUGACAUGCACAUUUUGUAUUGUGUAAAUACUACAGAGCUACUCUUAUGUACAUUUGUGGUCUUUUUACAAAUUCUUGUUUCUAAACAAGCAAUAAAAUGUACCUUUAAAUAAUAAAAAAUGUAGCAAAAAAUACUGCAACCCAUUUCUGAUUUCAAGAUUUUUUUUUUUUACAUGGAAAGAGCAUCAGGGCUUUUUUUACCCAAUACUUUACUUUUUUGUGUUACUUUAAAUAUGGCAUGUUUUUAAUGUAGCAUAUCUAUUGCAGCAUUCUUUCAAAUAUUCUUGAAUUGAUUUGAUUGAACUAGCUCUGAAAUGUGGAUUUAUGUGCUUUCUCUUGUCUAAUAUCCACUAGAAAAAGUCCAAGAUUUCAGCUUCACGUAAACUAAUGUUAAAGAGCCUGAUGGUUGCUAAAGCUAAAGAAAUGUUGGAGCAGGAGGUAUUGGAUAAAGAGGAGGAAAAACAGAGGUAUCUGUCAGAGAAAGCCCCUCCUCUGCAGACUGGUGGAAUGUCUUUUGCAGAGCUUCAAGAACUGUGUCGGGAGCUUCAUUCCAAGAUCAACGAGGUGGAUGAGGAGCGCUAUGAUAUUGAAGCAAAAGUGCUGCAUAACACCAGAGAGAUAAAAGAUCUAAACAUUAAGGUCUUAGAUUUGAGAGGGAAGUUUAAGAGGCCCAAUCUGAGAAGAGUGAGAGUGUCAGCAGAUGCCAUCCUGCGCUCUCUCUUGGGCUCCAAACACAAGGUGUCAUUAGACCUGAGAGCUAACCUCAAAUCAGUCAAGAAAGAGGACACAGAGAAGGAAAAAACAGUAGAGGUUAGUGACUGGAGGAAAAACGUGGAGGCCAUGUCCGGAAUGGAAGGCCGCAAGAAAAUGUUCGAUGCUGCCAAGGGCCCUGUGCAGUAAUCAACAGGGUGUGGGAUCAACUGAGCAUGAAGAGGUGGCAAUGCUGACAUCGGCAUUAUAGGUUAUUGUUGGCAUACUGCCUAUAGCCUAUAUUACUUCUAAAGUGAAUUUUCUUUAUACAAAUCAUUUAUUGUAUGUUUUCCUUGUAUCUGAAUAGCACACAUUAUAUUAUAUCAGAGUAUGUGUCAGUUUAUACCAGUGUCAGAAAUGGUCAUUGCUCUGAAUCAUAAGCAGAUUUUUUUCAGUCCAGUCUAAAGUACAUGAUAAGCUUCUAUAUUGUUUGGCAGAAAUACAUGUCUACCAAAAUAUAACAAGUAAUUCCAUUAAAACCAAAAGGUAUAUUACUUUCAGCCAGAAUUGACCACAACAGCAAAACUGGAAUGUAGGACCAUAGACACAUUUUUGUUUGAUAGCCUUUGAUUACAUUCUCAAUAAACUCUAUUCAUUUCUAUAAACGUC
This is a messenger RNA of Hemibagrus wyckioides, 1370 nucleotides long. It is a transcript of the gene tnni1b, whose product is annotated as troponin I type 1b (skeletal, slow). NCBI's taxonomy places the organism in Eukaryota, Metazoa, Chordata, Actinopteri, Siluriformes, Bagridae. The record is from RefSeq and is a predicted model, not a curated record. Bases 399 to 911 code for a protein of 170 amino acids. Gene Ontology annotation, cellular component: troponin complex. The transcript has 6 exons. Gene Ontology annotation, biological process: muscle contraction.